Callithrix jacchus (white-tufted-ear marmoset) is the source of this 605-nucleotide messenger RNA. Lineage: Eukaryota; Metazoa; Chordata; Mammalia; Primates; Cebidae. The record is from RefSeq and is a predicted model, not a curated record.
AUGGCAGAGGGGCAGAUCCUGGUGCUCGACGGCCGAGGCCCCACGUCUUCUGGCUUCUGGCGGAGCUUGCGGGGCGGGCUGCCCCCUGACAGCAGCCAGCCAGGCCAUGGCCCAGGACCGUGGCCCAGGACCGUGGCCCAGGACCGCUGUGAGGUGUUCGGUGGCUUCCCACCGCCCUGUGACAAGAAAAAAUGGAUGGUGCUUCUUCUUGGCCCCAAAAUCGUGCAUCUGAAGCCUACGAGAAAGUCUGCCUACCUGCGGCGCCUGACUCACGAGGUGGGCUGGAAGUACCAGGCCGUGACAACCACCCUGGAGGAGGAGGAGAAAGCCAAGAUCCACAACCAGAAGAAACAACUCCUGGGGCUACAGAGACAGGCGGGAAAGAACGUGGAGAAGACCAAUGACAAAUACACAGAGGCCCAUGGACUCCUGGGCUGAGCCCAGUAAAGACUGUUGAUUCCUCAUGCUUGAUCUGGCCUGCCCUUCCUCCAUCGUGGCCCUGGAAUGCGGGGGAGCCAGUGGCAGCAGUCCAGGUGCCACAGGCAGCCUGGGACUUAGGAAGCUUGGGAGCAAAGAUCUUAGUCACUGCCUUUCAAUAAGGUUAC